CGGACGCGACAGCCCGACAGCCGCGCCGCCGCCGGCUCCGGGCUCUGCGGGGGAGGUUUCAGGUUUCAGUGCUCGCAGGAGCCCGGGCCGUGGCAGCGCGCCCCGUGCGGCCGCCCCCGCCUCCGCGUCUCGGCCGCGGCCGCGCGCUCGUCGGCCCUGGACGGAGGUUGGGCGCCGGGCCGCGGCCGCCGCCGGGCUGCUGUCGCCGGGCGCGCGGGGAGGCGGCGGUCGCCGCUGGGCCGGGACUUCCUUCCUCUGCCGCAGGACAGCAAAACAGCCCGGCCGCAGGCGCGGAGCUGCCGGCAGCUGUCUGGGCGGGAGGCGCCGCGAUGGGCUCCGUGCUGAGCAGCGACAGCGCCAAAGCCGCCCCCGCCUCGGCCGCCUCCCGGGCCCUGGAGCGCAGGGGCGACCCCGAGCUGCCCGUCACGUCCUUCGACUGCUCCGUGUGCCUCGAGGUGCUGCACCAGCCGGUCCGGACCCGCUGUGGCCACGUAUUCUGUCGUUCCUGUAUCGCUACCAGUCUGAAGAACAAUAGGUGGACCUGUCCUUAUUGCCGGGCGUAUCUUCCCUCAGAAGGAGUUCCAGCCACUGAUGUAGCCAAGAGAAUGAAGUCAGAGUACCAGAACUGCACUGAGUGUGACACACUGGUUUGCCUCAGCGAAAUGAGGGCACACAUAAGAUCUUGUCAGAAGUAUAUAGAUAAAUACGGACCACUGCAGGAACUUGGGGAGACGGCAACCAGGUGUGUAUGUCCGUUUUGUCAGAGGGAAUUGGAUGAAGACAGUUUGCUGGAUCACUGUAUUACUCAUCACAGAUCAGAAAGGAGAUCUGUGUUCUGUCCACUUUGCCGUUUACUACCUAAUGAGAAUCCAGGCAGCUUUAGUGGCAGUUUAAUAAGACAUUUGCAAGUCAACCACACUUUGUUUUAUGAUGAUUUCAUAGAUUUUAAUAUAAUUGAGGAAGCUCUUAUCCGAAGGGUCUUAGACCGGUCACUUCUGGAAUAUGUGAAUCACUCAAACACCACAUAAUUUUAUUAAAAGGAAAGGGAAGGAGACCGUACAGUUGCACCAUGUGUUCAGAUGCUGCUUGAACAAUUGGAGGGAAAUCGUCAAUGUUCAGUGGGCAAAAAUGUACAACACAGUUAUAUGUUUGUUCAUGUUUAUAAUUAUAUUGCAUUUUAAGAUUGCUUUCAUUUUGAUGGCUUAAAUCUGUUUUACAUUCUUGAGUUUUUUAGACACUUAACAACAAAAAAUAGCCUCUAUCAGCCAUUAAUAUGUGGAAGAGAACAUAAGGCAGGAUAUGUGGGUGAAGGAUCUUUUUUUGCAAAUUGGAUGAUACUGUGUGUAAUGCUAUAUAUUAGUAACUACUGUCAUGAUUGGGCAAGAUAACUAAUCUUUGUUCUAUAUAAAAAGAUGCGGGGUGAAACCAAGUACAGAUAUUCUGUUCUAGUGCUUAUCUAAUCUCUAAUAAAAUAAUAUGAGUAGCCUUGUAUUGGAGUAGGAGAGGAAAAUUUUGCAGGUCAACAAAGUCCACUUAACCAAAUUAUAAAACAUAAUACUGUAACAAAAUAAAUUUUGUGUUAGGAAUGUAUACUUAAUUCUUUGACUUUUUGUAACUAUGCACAAUAAGAAUUUAAUAUUAUAUUUUUCAAAUAUUUGUAGCUUAUCAUUUAGAAAUAUUUCUAUAAUAUAGGCAAUUUCUUAAGAACCUUCGGCUGAUAUUUAUAGUAGAAGUGUUCACAUCUAUAAUUUUUAGUGGAAAACCCUAAGGGCUUUGAUUUUUUUUUUUUACUUUUAUUCUUUAGAAAAAACAUAAAAUAUAAAUACUUUAAACCAAACAAAAUGUAGCUUUUUACAUCAUUCUAAGGAAACACUGUUUUAGAAUUCUGCCAGCCAUUCUGUCUUCUGUGUGUCCAGUUGCAGUUAUCAACCAUCUUCUCAAACUCCACAGAAGUAACCACUACAGUGAUAGCCAUUGUAAUCACUUCCUUGGAUUUCUUUAUUAUUACCCAAGUGUGUAUCUCUACACACUAUAUUUCAAUCUUAUCCAUUUAAAAUUGUUUUAUUGGCUAUAUCUUUUACAUCUUUUUAAUCCAUAAGUUCUCCUUUUCUUUUCCUUGGAGUUUCCUGAAGAACUUGAUCUUAUGACCUAUAGAGUUUCCCACAAUCUGUAUUUUGCUGAUUGCAUACUCAUGGUGCAACUCAGCAUGUUCCUCUUUCCUCUGGAUAUUGACACAUGGAUCCAGAUGUUUGAAUACACUCAGGUUCAAUCCUAUUUGGCAAACUAUAGUUGAUGGUGUGUUCUUUCAUCAGAGGGUACACUGUGUCUGGUUCUCUCUUUCUGUGAUGUCAGCUGAAAUUGAUACUUAUUGUCUGGAUCCAUUGAUUUAUUGUGAGUUGGAGGAUAUUCUAUCAUUUCUCUUUCAUUUAUUAGCUGGAACAUUUUUAUAAAGAAAUGUUUCCUCACAUCUAUUAUUUGGUUAACCAGUGGUUAAGUUUGUAUAGGAAAAAAAAAAGUUUGUAUAGGAAAGGGAAAGUAAUUAUUUGUAUUUUCCCUUCAUUUACUGAUUUUCAAGAUAAUAAACUUGAUUCCUGUUA
Messenger RNA from Nyctereutes procyonoides (raccoon dog), 2597 nucleotides. It is a transcript of the gene RNF125, whose product is annotated as ring finger protein 125. Gene Ontology annotation, biological process: protein polyubiquitination; ubiquitin-dependent protein catabolic process. Gene Ontology annotation, molecular function: ubiquitin protein ligase activity. The transcript has 6 exons. The record is from RefSeq and is a predicted model, not a curated record. NCBI's taxonomy places the organism in Eukaryota, Metazoa, Chordata, Mammalia, Carnivora, Canidae. The coding region runs from base 330 to 1028 and encodes 232 amino acids.